GUUAAUAAAAGCGCGUGAAGUUAAACCCGAAACAGAAUGAGACGUCCAAAUCUCCGACACUCUAACUACUAAAUCCAAGUAUUCCACAGAACUUCUUCAGCCACUUCCAUUUUCAUUCUCUUUCUCUAACUAAUCUCAUUUCACUUCUCUCUCCACCAAUGACUUACUUUAAUUGACUUCAGAAAUGGGCUUUCUCCGGCGACUUUUCGGCGCCAAAAAACCCUCCGAUUGCAAAUCCGGCAAGAAAAGAUGGACCUUCCUCAAACACACCGUCAGAAACAAGUCACUCCCGCCGCCACCGAUACCCCCCGCACUCAACACUCACUUUGAUUCCUCAACUCCCUUGGAUGCCAACAAGCAUGCAAUCGCCGUCGCCGCCGCCACCGCCGCAGUAGCAGAAGCUGCUCUCGCCGCCGCCCACGCCGCUGCCGAGGUAGUCAGACUCACAAGCGGCGGCGUCGCCGCCACAAGUACCAGCUCCAGAACCGUUGUCACGGCGGCGCGUGUUGGCAACCUUGAGACCGCCGCCGUUAGGAUACAAUCGGCGUUCCGUGGUUACUUGGCAAGGAGGGCAUUGAGAGCGCUUAAAGCAUUGGUGAAGUUGCAAGCAUUGGUUAGGGGCCACAUUGUGAGAAAGCAAAGUGCAGAUAUGCUGAGGCGCAUGCAAACAUUGGUGCGACUUCAGGCCCAGGCACGUGCAAGCCGUGCGCACUUGUCAGAUAAUACGCCUUCUUUCAACUUCAACUCUUCCCUACUUUCUCACUAUCCUGUCCCUGAAGAAUAUGAGCACCCACCUCGUGGCUUCAGUACAAAAUUUGAUGGAUCUUCUAUCCUUAAGAGAUGCAGUUCCAAUGCUAAUUCUAGGAAUGUUGACUCGGAACGAGUCGGGUUCGAUUCCAACUGGUUAAACCGUUGGAUGGAAUUAGAUAACAAGUGUAGCCAAACUGGAGAUGCUUCAUUGAAAAAUAAUGGACGCCCUGAUGAUGAUAAAAGUGACAAGAUUCUCGAAGUGGAUACUUGGAGGCCACACUUCAAGUCCCACCACAACAGUGGCAGCUCCUCUCAAGCAGCACAUUAUUAUCUGAAUGCUGAUUACAAUAAUGAGAACUUUGCGGCGGCACACGAGUCUCCAUCAAAACGUUCAGCAAAGGCUCUAAACCAAAGCUUCUCAUCAAGGGAGGUGUUGCAGCUAAGAUCAUUGAAGUUUCACAAAGGAAAAGAAGAAGCAAGUUCAAGAACUGCUGACAAUAGUCCACAAGCAUUUUCUGCCAAUUCUAGAAACGGAAGUGGUGCAAGGAGAGGAGGAGGACCCUUUACACCUACUAGGAGUGAGUGUUCGUUGGGUUUCUUCAGUGGCUACACGGGUCACCCCAAUUACAUGGCAAACACUGAAUCUUUUAGAGCUAAGGUUAGAUCACAAAGUGCACCUAGACAAAGGCUGGAGUUUGACAGAUACGGUUCCACUAGGAGGCCUGUUCCUUUGGUGGGGCCUAAUUCAGACCAUGAUUCAGAUUUAAGGAACAAAGUCUUACCUCCGUUUAACCAAACGAACAGAAUUGGGAGUAGCAAUUUAAGGUGACAUUGAGUGUGUUACAAGACAAUCCCCACUUUUUUUCCACAAAAAAGAAGAGACAUAUUAUUUCCUUUUGUUUGAGUUUCUUGUGUGUGGCAGCAGUUGAGAAUGUAAUUAUUAUUUUUUACAUGUAUUAUUAUAGUCCAUACACGAUUGUUGUCAUUGUUGACGUUUUCAGUGAGUGUGGAUUUGUAAAUCAUGACUUGGUUUGACUGUUUGCUUAGUGGAGUGCAUGUUUUUAAUCAUAACUUACAUGGAACUA
This is a messenger RNA of Glycine soja, 1835 nucleotides long. Its product is annotated as protein IQ-DOMAIN 1-like. Gene Ontology annotation, molecular function: protein binding. The transcript has 4 exons. The coding region runs from base 185 to 1579 and encodes 464 amino acids. The record is from RefSeq and is a predicted model, not a curated record. Lineage: Eukaryota; Viridiplantae; Streptophyta; Magnoliopsida; Fabales; Fabaceae.